Messenger RNA from Colossoma macropomum (tambaqui), 1617 nucleotides. RefSeq names its product interferon-induced protein 44-like. Lineage: Eukaryota; Metazoa; Chordata; Actinopteri; Characiformes; Serrasalmidae. The transcript has 9 exons. The record is from RefSeq and is a predicted model, not a curated record. Gene Ontology annotation, molecular function: protein binding. Gene Ontology annotation, cellular component: plasma membrane. Gene Ontology annotation, biological process: axon guidance; cell adhesion. The coding region runs from base 55 to 1227 and encodes 390 amino acids.
AGAAGGAGAAGGAGACACAGACCUCAGCAUCACUUCUUAUAAAGAAAUAUAAACAUGGGAUCAACUCCAUCAACUCCAUCAACUUCACCAACUCCAUCAACUCCACCAAAACCAGAAUGUGUCUCUGUUUUGGCUGAUAAACAAGUGAAAGAAGGACAAGGUGUUACUCUUCAAUGUGAGGCAAACACAGGAGAAGUAACAGCAAAGUGGGAGAAGAAUGGACACAGAUUGGAAUGUGUGGAAGGCAAGCACACAAGAAGUCAAAGUGGUACAGCGUUCAGCUUGACAAUCAAGAACACUGCAAAGGAAGAUGAAGGGAACUACACAAUAAACCUGCAGAAUGACUCUGGUAGUGCCUCAUGCUCUGCCAUGGUCAUUGUGGAACUCAAUGAAUGGAGGACUGCCCAAAGGACACAAGAUCCAAUGAUCAAAACCCUAAAGAACUUCGACAUCAGUAAUAGUGAAGUCAGAGAGCUUCGCUUCCUUCUGCAUGGACCAGUUGGAGCAGGAAAAUCCAGCACCAUCAACACCAUCAAAACCAUUUUUGAUGGACAUCAGUUCAUCAACUGUCUGGCUGCUUCAGAUUUAAGUGGAGAGAGUUUUACAACUAAGUACCAGAGGUUGUCUGUUGGAUCUUCACCAUUCGCCUUCUAUGAUGUGAUGGGUCUAGAAAAAGACCAGAAACAAGACAAAAGAAAACAACCAAAAGGGGUGCACUCUGAUGACAUCAUCAAUGCUUUAAAGGGCCACAUACCAAACGACUAUGAAUUCAUACCUGAACAACCAAUGUCUGAAGACAAUGUAAAUUACAUCAGUGAUCCCACCCUGAAUGAUAAGAUUCACUGCCUAGUGAGCGUUAUCGCUGCAGACAAAGUUACCCUUAUGGAGGAUGACGUCAUCCAGAAAAUGAAGACCAUCAGAGCAGGAGCCAGUAAAUUAGGAAUCCCUCAGUUGGUUUUCAUGACAAGAGUGGACAAGGUGUGCAAGAUGACACAGAAUGAUUUGACCAAGAUCUACCAAAGCAAGAAGAUCAAGGAGAAAAUGGAAGAGUGCAGCAUUAGACUGGGUGUCCCUAUGAACUGCAUCUUCCCUCUGAAGAACUAUCAUGAAGAGACCAACAUGAAUGAGAAGCUGAACUGCCUGAUGCUGGAGGCCUUCACACAGGCUGUGCACUCAGCUCAUGAAUAUGUGAAAAAUGUUUCACACAAAAAGAAAAAUGUGGAAUGAUUCUUCCUCAUAUAAAACUUGUCAAACUGUACACCAGCAAGGUACAGCUAAAAGGGAGGUGUUUCUGAUAAAGUGGCCAGCUCAUGUAUAGGCAGUCUUCAAAUAGUUUUCUUCUAAAUGUCCAUUAUUAAUAGCCUUGAUCAAAAAUAUGCAUUAAAUUAACUAACGCAAGCAAUUUGACACCUCCACUUUUCUUUUUGUAAAUUAGGCAAUGACAAAUAAAAAAAAUCUGAUUAUAAAGGAUAUGAUGUGCAUUUCUUUUAUCUGCCAGAAUCUAUUGAGUGAAUUGAUGUUUGUUUCAUAGCUGUUCUAAUGGUACAAAUUCAUUUUUUUAUCAACUGCAAACAUGUGUAAACUAGUCUUUGCACUUGGACACCCCUAUAAACUUUU